Molecule: messenger RNA, 4927 nt
Organism: Sphaerulina musiva SO2202
Lineage: Eukaryota; Fungi; Ascomycota; Dothideomycetes; Mycosphaerellales; Mycosphaerellaceae
Product: DNA-directed RNA polymerase III subunit RPC1
Exons: 1
Coding region: 61-4515 (1484 amino acids)
Biological process (GO): DNA-templated transcription
Molecular function (GO): DNA binding; DNA-directed RNA polymerase activity
Source: RefSeq, a predicted model, not a curated record
ACAUACAACAACAACAUGACCGAAAAUCGAUAACACCUACCAAACGACCUCGCAUCCACCAUGGAGCUCGAGGACUUCGCCACCAAGGAGCAGGUUGUCGACAACGUCCCCAAGCGCAUCAAGUCGCUGCAAUUCGGUCUGCUCAGUCCGUCAGAUGUGAUUGCGCAGUCCGUCGUCAAUGUCGCCGACCGGAAUCUCUACGAUCUCGCUCUGACGCAGGGCGGUCCACGGACUAUUACGAAACAUGGGCCUCUGGACGGGCGCUUGGGCACUUCAGCAAAAAAUGGACAGUGUGGCACCUGUGGUCAAGGAUUGAAAGAAUGCAACGGCCACUUUGGGCACGUGAAGCUGGCUUUGCCGUGCUUUCACUAUGGCUAUCUGAAGAGGAUCAUUGAGGCCAUGAACUGCGUGUGCAAGGAUUGUAGUAGGGUACUAUUGCCAGAGCAAGAGAAGCGAAACUACCUAAAGGCACUGCGGCGGCCUGGCCUAGAUGGCCUGCGCAAGGAUGUGAUCACGAAGAAGAUUUCAGCCGAAUGCAGAAAGGUCAAGGUGUGUCCGCAUUGUGGGGCAUACAACGGUCCCGUGAGGAAAGUGGCAGGACAUCCUAUCAAGAUGUUCCACAACAAAUAUGCCAUCUACACCAAUUCCAACGCCAAAAGUAAGGUCAAGCCACCGGAGAUGCAGGCUUUCGAGAAGACAUUCGAAGAGGCUAUUAAAGUCGACAAGGAAAUCGAGCGACACAUGAAGCGUGUUGCUGACGACUUGACUCCUCUCCGUGUGCUGAACAUCCUGAAGAAGGUUCCCAACACCGACGUGGAAUUGCUAGGAAUGGAUCCUCACAGUGGCGGAAGACCCGAGUAUAUGAUCUGGACUCACAUUCCUGCACCACCGGUUGCUAUUCGGCCGUCUGUGGCCCAGGAGACUGCGAGCACCGAGGACGACAUUACAAAUAAGCUGGGAGACAUCAUCCAAGUCAGCACGCUGAUUGCUGCCACCAUCAAGGCUGGUCAACCUCUGUAUAAGGUUAUGGACAUGUGGGAGUUUCUACAAGUGCAAAUCGCCAUGUAUAUCGAUGGCAAUCUGCCAGGGCUUGGCAGAGACAGCGCAUAUGGCAAAGCCAUGCGAGGCUUCUGCCAGAGACUGAAGGGUAAGCAAGGACGCUUCCGAGGAAAUCUCUCUGGCAAGCGUGUCGACUUCUCCGGGCGUACAGUCAUCUCUCCCGAUCCCAAUCUUGCAAUAGACGAAGUCGCUGUGCCGUCUCGCGUGGCGGUGAUCAUGACUUAUCCGGAACGCGUGACCAAGCACAAUUAUGAGAAGCUCAAGGCUUGCGUCAAACGAGGUGACAAGGUGCAUCCCGGUGCCAACUUUGUGAUCAAAGGUCGCGAUAAGCGGCGUCUCGUUCUCAAGGUAGUUGGCCAGAAGGGAGACCUGAAGAAGGUAGCAGAUCAACUAGAAAUUGGCGAUAUUGUCGAGCGACAUCUGGAAGACGGUGACAUUGUGUUGUUCAACCGACAACCCUCUCUACACAAGCUGUCGAUCCUGUCUCACAGAGCAAAGAUUCGACCUUGGAGGACCUUUCGCCUGAACGAAUGUGUGUGCAAUCCGUACAAUGCCGAUUUCGACGGCGAUGAGAUGAACCUCCACGUUCCACAGACUGAGGAAGCGCGCACAGAAGCAACUGAGCUCAUGGGCGUCAAGAACAACCUCUCCACGCCCAAGAAUGGAUCGCCAAUCAUUGCUGCUAUCCAGGAUUUCAUUACUGGUGCAUAUCUUAUCAGUCAAAAGGAUCGUUUCUUCAGCCGCAGACAUUUCACACAUGUGGUUGGGUUUAUGUACAACGCCAUGCAGGCGAAAGACCCGUACACUGGUAAGGAGUAUCCUAUCGUAAUACCGCCUCCUGCUAUUUGGAAGCCGCAGGCACUAUGGACAGGCAAGCAGAUCUGGAAUCUGCUCAUCAAACCACACCCAGACUACCCAGUCAACGUCAAUCUCGAGGCACGACUGAAACAGUACGCGCCUCCUACUCGUCCAAACGAUAUCCCCGAUAUGGUGGACACCGACUCGUAUCUCGUGAUUCGCAAUAGUGAGGUAAUGUGUGGUGGCUUCGACAAGGCCACCAUUGGUGAUGGCAAGAAAGACAGUCUGUUCUAUGUCAUCAUGCGAGACUUUGGCGCCGAUUAUGCAGCCGCUGCCAUGACACGCCUCGCAAAGCUAUCAGCUCGCUGGCUCGGCGAGCAGGGGUUCUCCAUCGGCAUCAGCGAUGUCUACCCCAGUGAAAAGUUGACGAAGAGAAAACUGAACCUGGUCGAGACGGCCUACAGGAAGUGUGAUGAGAUCAUCCACAAGUUCAAGACAGGAAAGCUCGAGCGUAGCGCUGGUUGUGACGAGGAACAGACUAUGGAGAUCAUGCUUUCUGGUAUCUUGAGUAAAGUCCGACAAGAAUGUGGCGACGCUUGUUUUGCCGAACUGAGUAAGUACAAUGCACCUAUGACCAUGGCCAAGUGCGGUUCCAAGGGUUCCAACAUCAACGUGUCGCAAAUGGUUGCUGUCGUCGGGCAGCAAAUCAUUGGCGGUAAGCGUGUCCUCGAAGGCUUCCAGGAUCGGACUUUGCCGCACUUCUUGAAAGCCAGCCCAGAUCCUCUCGCGAAGGGCUUCGUUUUCGACAGUUUCUUCAGCGGCCUCACGCCUACAGAAUUCAUCUUCCACGCCAUGUCUGGACGUGAAGGUCUGGUCGAUACAGCCGUCAAGACUGCUGAGACAGGUUACAUGUCUCGAAGGCUUAUGAAGAGUUUGGAGGACCUGAGCGCCCAGUACGACCUGACGGUGCGGAAUUCCUCGGGCGGUAUCGUGCAGAUGAAAUUCGGAGACGAUGGUCUUGAUCCCGUGGACAUGGAAGGCAACGCCAAGCCGAUCAACAUGGACAGGACUUGGUCUCACUCCGUCGAAAGCACGUGGGACAACAGCGAAGCCUGCUUGACAAAGGAUGAGAUCGAGACGUAUACCCAUACAGUACUCAAUAAGGAGCGUGCCAAGCUGGGACGAUACACCGACGAUGGACAAGCUCUGGAGUAUGCAGACGAGCGUGCCAAGAGUACCGACCAGCUCGAGUAUUCAAGACAAUUUCUUGACGACGUCACAAACUAUGUCUUUACAAAGACCAAAAAGAUGACCAGAUCUCAUGAAAAGCUGGCAAACAGUGACGCUGUCUUUAGGAUCACUCAGUCAGCACUUCAAACAUUCUUGCAUUUGUGCAUGCUCAAGUUCGAGAAAUCGAAGGUGGAAGCUGGACACGCGGUGGGUGCUGUCGGCGCGCAGUCUAUCGGUGAGCCUGGCACGCAAAUGACGUUGAAGACUUUCCAUUUUGCUGGUGUCGCCGGUAUGUCCAUCACACAGGGUGUUCCUCGUAUCAAGGAAAUCAUCAAUGCAAGCAAAGUCAUCAGUACGCCCGUUAUUACUUGCCACCUGGACUCUCCUUAUGAAGAUAUGGCCGCACGUUUCGCCAAGGCACUGAUGGAGAAGACGUACUUGGGAGAUAUAGUGGAUUACGUGGAAGAUGUCUGGCAUGCAAACGGGUGUUAUAUCAACAUGCGUGUCAACUGGCAGCAGAUUGGCAAUUUGGGGCUUCGUAUCGGUAUGGAACAUCUUCUGGAUGCAAUUGAGCGAACCAAGGGCUUCAAGACACUGGGCGUGUCCGCGAGGAACUCUGGUUAUAACCAUAUCCGCGUCAACAUCAGCCUUCCGGAGAAGGAGCGAUCUCGACGUCAAACCUCCGCUUCCAAGGGUCGUAUCACCGAGUCGGACGGCUCCGAGCUCAUGUUCAUGCAAGUGCACACCCUGAAACGGAAACUACCUGAGGUCGUGGUCAAGGGUUAUCCCGACGCGCAUCGUGCCAUUAUCAAAAAGGACGACAAAAAGGAUCGCAAUGGCAAGGAGCCAAUAUCUGUAUUCGUGGAAGGUUAUGGUCUGAAACAGUGCAUGACGACCGACGGCGUCGACGGCUACCGGACGAAGUCCAAUAACGUUAUGGAAUGUCGAGAUGUGCUUGGCAUUGAGGCUGCUCGAAAGACGAUUAUUGACGAGAUUGAUGCUGUCAUGGGAUCCAUGGACAUCGACCCUCGUCAUAUGCAGCUUCUUGCCGAUGUGAUGACCUAUAAAGGAGAAGUCCUUGGGAUCACUCGAUUCGGUCUCGCUAAGAUGCGAGACAGCGUGCUACAGCUGGCGUCCUUCGAGAAGACUCCAGACCACCUGUUUGAGGCCGCAGCCAAGAUGAAGAAGGACGACAUCGAAGGUGUGUCGGAGUGCAUUAUUAUGGGCCAGAGCAUGAGUGUCGGCACGGGAGCCAUGAAGGUCGUCCGGCCGCUUCACCUUGAGGGGUUGGAGAACGUGGCGAGUACGCUCAGUUUCAGAGCGGAAGUGAAGUCUUCCACAGGUACGAGGAAGGAUCGUCUGAAACAGAGAAGGACGAAGCUCAUGCCUGCUAUGACGAACGGACACGCUGUGGCUGCUGCGGGAUAGCACUGGCUGUGGUAGUAGUAUAGCGGGGCGUUGGGUUCAGACACCCAAACAUGGUAGGACGAACGUAUCAACAAGAAAUUUCCUGCAGCCAUCUCUCAUGGCGCCCAUGGGGCCAUGGGGGGAGUUAUUCAAUACACCGAUACGACACAAGACGACCGAGGCCAUCCAUGGUGACCUACCCAAUAUGCGACAGUACGAGACGGAGUGAUACACUGGAUAGCAGCUGCUGUGUGAUAUUGAAUCGGCUUCUUCCGACUGAGGGACCCUUAAUACUCCAUGGCAUCGUGCCGCCGCGAUCGCCAUAUGGAGCGUUAGCGAAAAAAAAAGGGUUAAUAUCUCUCAACUGCAGCAACUUUCGACCCAUCAACAUCGCUAGACAUUGAAUGAGUGAAGUAGGAUGGAAAUAUUUCCC